Molecule: messenger RNA, 852 nt
Organism: Microthlaspi erraticum
Lineage: Eukaryota; Viridiplantae; Streptophyta; Magnoliopsida; Brassicales; Brassicaceae
Source: the annotation of a GenBank genome assembly
AUGGCAACAGAGAUGGAGCUCCCUGGUUUCAGGUUCCACCCAACCGAGGAGGAGCUGCUUGAUUUCUACCUCAAGAACAUGGUUUACGGUAAGAGAUGGAAAGUCGAAGUCAUUGGUUUCCUCAACAUCUAUCGUCAUGAUCCAUGGGACUUGCCUCGUUUAUCGAAAAUCGGUGAGAGAGAGUGGUACUUCUUUGUGCCAAGGGAAAGGAAGCAUGGCAACGGAGGGAGACCAAGCAGGACAACUGAGAAAGGUUAUUGGAAAGCAACAGGAUCCGACCGUAAAAUCAUAAGCAUGUCUGAGCCAAAACGUCUGAUUGGGCUCAAGAAGACCCUUGUGUUCUACAGAGGAAGAGCACCUGGAGGAAUCAAGACUGAUUGGGUCAUGAACGAGUUCCGGUUGCCUGAUAAUUGCACCUUACCAAAGGACGUUGUGCUGUGUAAGAUUUAUAGAAAAGCCACUUCACUGAAAGUAUUAGAGCAAAGAGCAGAGAUGGAAGCUAAGAUGAAUAAUCAAACAACCCCAAACUCUCCUCUCUCGUCUUCCGAGACUAUUUCUUUCGUUGGGAAAGAAGAAGACUUGAUGAUGACGACAACUUCGUUCCCUUAUCCUCAAACGGUAGUAGCCAUGAAAGAAGCAAACGAGAUCUUGAUGCUUCAGGAGCAAACCGAAAACGCAAAGAAAGAGAGAGAAGCAGAGAGAAAAGAAGCUUCUUCAGCACUGAAGCGGCCGUGUGGAAUCUCACCACUACCAGAGCUGCAAGUACCUAAACCAGGACUCGAGUGGGGAUCAGACCAGUGGCUAAGUAUAAGCCCUUGGCUGCAGAACCUUACACCAAUAAUUAACCUAUAA